AAAAAGUCAGUAAACAUAUUUUUGCUCAGGUAAAGUAGGGUUCGCUCUUUACAGUGUGCAAGUGUUACAUAUUAUAACGAAACGAAAAUGAAAGUAGUCGGACUUUUCCUUUUGGUAGUCAUUGUGGUAUUUCUACAAACGGUGCUAGCUGAUCCUAAAGCGGAUCCCGUUGCUUCACCUGAACCUUGGAGAUCAGGAUGGGGAGGUUAUCGCGGUUAUGGCGGUUGGGGUUACAGACCGUACUAUAGACCAUAUGGAUAUGGCGGUUACGGCCGAGGAUGGGGAGGUGGAUAUGGGAGAGGAUACGGAUACGGAAAGGGAUGGGGUUGGGGAAAAUAAUGACGAAAGGAUUCACGGCAAAAAGGCGAUAACGGAGAGUUUAUUGUAAUAAUUUAUACAAGAUACUGUCUUUUUUACAAAAAAUAAAGCAGUUCUAUGUUUUA
Messenger RNA from Agrilus planipennis (emerald ash borer), 443 nucleotides. Its product is annotated as neuropeptide-like protein 31. The transcript has 2 exons. NCBI's taxonomy places the organism in Eukaryota, Metazoa, Arthropoda, Insecta, Coleoptera, Buprestidae. The record is from RefSeq and is a predicted model, not a curated record. Bases 88 to 339 code for a protein of 83 amino acids.